This is a messenger RNA of Pieris rapae (cabbage white), 1679 nucleotides long. RefSeq names its product zinc finger protein 501. The transcript has 3 exons. The coding region runs from base 281 to 1528 and encodes 415 amino acids. The record is from RefSeq and is a predicted model, not a curated record. Gene Ontology annotation, biological process: regulation of transcription by RNA polymerase II. Lineage: Eukaryota; Metazoa; Arthropoda; Insecta; Lepidoptera; Pieridae. Gene Ontology annotation, cellular component: nucleus. Gene Ontology annotation, molecular function: DNA-binding transcription activator activity, RNA polymerase II-specific; RNA polymerase II cis-regulatory region sequence-specific DNA binding; zinc ion binding.
UGUAUUAGAAAUAGUUUUAUAACCUGCUGAUCCUAUCCCUUAUCCUAUGUAAUUUUCGUUCGAUGUAAAAUUCUUUUUCUUUAUUGUUCUGUUCCCUUACCUUAGUCGGUGGCUAUACACUCAGCGUAAAGCUAUAUUAAAAAAAAAAACACAUCUACUGUAAAGUGUAAACAAAAUUUAAUAGCGGUCACGAGAUUAAUUUUAAACACAAAACUUUUAAAAAUAUUUGUAUUUAGUCAUUUAAGAAAUAUCGUUGAAAGUUUCUUUAGUAUUUUAUGUGAUGAGUGUUAUGAAUACAAAUAAAGUGGCCGACGUCUCUUCUCUCUGUAGAAUCUGCUUAAAUUAUGUAAAUAAUGCUAUGGAUUUGUUUAAUCCGGGUGGGAAAUCUAAAAACAUACUCAAUACAUUAUUAGAAUGUUUUCAAAUAGUUUUAUCAAAUGAAAAGAAUUUGCCACAUCUUAUUUGUUAUGAAUGCGUGGAUGAGUUGGAAAUGGCUUACAAGUUCCGCCAAAAAUGUAUUACUUUUGAUGAGAGGUUUUUAGCUAUCUGCGAACAAAUAUAUAUUGAUAAUGAUUUAACUAAAUGUGUAGAAAAAGAUAUUAAAGAUGAUAAUUUUAAUCAUGACCUGGUUAAUAAAGAGGAAAAUUUGGAUUUCCAUGAAAAUGUUAAAAAAGAUUUAACCCAAUACCAAUGUAGGAUGUGUGAUAAAAUGCUAGAAAAUGAUAUGUUAUUCAAACAGCAUAUGAAAAUACACAAAGGAAAUGUGGGAAAAAUAACAGGAUUUGGUACUAGCCGAAGAUAUCACUGCUCGAGGUGUACCUAUAAUACACCACACAGUCAAACUUUAGUAAAUCAUAUGCGUAGACAUAAUGGAGAACGACCAUAUCGCUGUGAAUGUGGGAAGUCAUUUACACAAUCAUCUAGCCUUUCAGCCCAUAAAAAGACACAUAGUAAUUUAACAUACUACAUGUGUACUGUAUGUGGAAAGCAAUUCAAACAUGCUUUUACUCUGAAAAAACAUUCUAAAGUACAUGAGAAUGCCAAAUUUUCAUGUAAUCUUUGUCAAAAAAAGUUAAAAUCACAUGAAAGCUUACAAGAUCAUAUGCACCGUCACUAUAAUGUUAGGAAUUACAAUUGUGAGGAUUGUGGAGAUACAUUUGUGACAUCUUCAGAAUUGCUAAACCAUAAGAAGAAGCAUAGUUUAGAAAAGAAAGUUGAAUGUCAUUUAUGUGGUUAUAAGACUCAUACAAAGAAAAAUCUAAUAGUUCACUUGAAGAGGCAUGCUGGUGACAAAUCUUACAAAUGUAGAGUAUGCAACGUAGCAUUCUUUUCAAGUGGUGAUGUUCAGCGACAUCAACGAGUCCACACAAGAGAAAAACCUUUUACUUGCCCCAUUUGUGUACAACGGUUUACAUAUAGCACAAGUCUUAACAAACAUAUGAUGACUGUGCAUAACAUUAAGUAUAAAUGGGCAGAUUUCAAAUGGAAAGAAUCAAGGACAGUUAAAAGCUCAAUUCAAAUCAAAUAAUAAUAGAAUUAUCAAUAGGAGGCACAGCCCAGAUUAAAUAUAUGUAUACCAGAGCAGACAGAUUUUUGGCACUUUUAUUGAUUUUCAUCAAAUCUUUCAUCCAUUUCAUUGAUGCAAUUAAAACUGUGUAAUAUAAAUUUUAUUGUUUGAA